AUGGAGUCGAUUGCUCUCGGCUGUUUGUUCAACGGACUGAUGGAGUCGCCGCUACUCAUGAUAGUACUUUGUCUGGGCAUGUUCAAGGUUGCUGGAGCAGUUUUGAACAGUUUGUGGUGCGUCGUUGCUGCGCUGCUAUUGCGUGAUUGCGAUCUUCUGACAAAAAUACUUCCGGAGAACAAGGCGUACUGGAAGGGCCGAACGGCGUGGGUUACCGGCGCCUGCAGUGGAAUUGGACUGAGCGUCGCCCGGCUGCUGGCCCUGCGUGGCUGUAAAAUCAUCAUGUCCAGUAACCGACCGGAUGCACUGAAAGCUGCUGUGGAUGACAUUAUCAAAUUCUGCAACAAAAAAGGGACGCAGAGGAAAGAGAGUGACUUCCUUGUGCUGCCGUGUAACAUGUUACACCUCGAAACCUUGGAUGACACAGUCGCCAAGGCGAAAGAGUGGCAGGGCAAGAUUGAUUUUCUUUUCAACAAUGCCGGAAUUAUCGGAGUUGGUGCUCUAAUGCCGUACAAGUCGGACGAGCGAGUAGUCACUGUCGACUUGCUUGCCCAAAUGAAGAUUUCCAAGCUUGUCAUCCCAAUCAUGAAGGAAGCUGGUUUUGGGCACAUCAUCUUUACCGACUCCAUGUAUAGCCGUUUCGUCACAGGCGGCUUCGCUUCGUACUGCGCUGCCAAGCACGGACUGCGUGCUUUCGCCGAAGGACUGGACAGAGAAUUCAGGGCCAAGGGAUAUAAUAUUGCGGUUACGAACAUCUGCCCCGGUUGGGUGGACACGCCGAUAUACUCGAGGGCUGUUGGUCCUGCUGAGAUGCCCGAGGCAGUCGACUACAAAAGCAAGAAAGUUACAGUCGGCCUCUCAAGCGAAACGGUUGCUGCAAAGAUUCUGAAAUCGUCGUCGAACCGGUUGACCGAGUGCUGGGUGUCGCGGAACCCGGAACUAUUGAUUGCGUAUUUCAACUACUAUGUACCCUUCGCCGCUCGCAUCUUCCUUGACAUUUCUGCAAAAAGCAUGUGCGCUGCAACAGAUGAAACUGUGGCAGACAUUAUCGCACAAAAGGCUAUUAACAACCCGAAAGCAGAAGAACUUCGAUAA
Molecule: messenger RNA, 1095 nt
Organism: Neospora caninum
Lineage: Eukaryota; Apicomplexa; Conoidasida; Eucoccidiorida; Sarcocystidae
Product: putative oxidoreductase
Exons: 5
Coding region: 1-1095 (364 amino acids)
Source: RefSeq, a predicted model, not a curated record